GAUACACGGUCGUUGGAGCAGCUAGUGUACCGUGCACCGCUGGCCUGGUCGUGUAGCAGUACGCCUUGCCUACCUGCUGCUCAUAUUCUAAGGGGGAGCAGAGUCGUACUUGAGACUCGAGUCGUAGCAAGUGGCGGUGGGUGCACGUGGCGUUGCUGUGUACCUAUGUUAGUUUUUCGUGACUCGUGUCUGUGUGUUACGGAAAGUAGCUGUGGCGAUGAAGUGGUUCCGUGAAGUGUUUCUUUUUUAUUUUUUUGUAUAUUGUUGCGGCUUUCUGUGGUAGUGGUGCUGUGGUGAUUAACGAGAGUGUGGUGCUUAAGGUGGUGAAUUGCUGCACCUACUGAUCCUAAUGAGGAAACAUUGAAUGGUGGUUAUACUGAAGUGGUCACGUAAGCACAGAUGUAAAGGAGAUUGUAAAAUGUAUGAUUACUGAGGGGGGAAAGAAAAGAAAAAAAGUCGCCUUCAGCAGCAGUGGAAAAGAAAACGUGAUUGAAAGAAGCCCAAACUGAAGUAGGUGUAUAGGCGAAGCGGUACACUCCAACCAGUGCUGGCAGAGGAGACACCAAUAAAGAGAGAGAGAGAGAGAGAGAGAGAGAGAGAGAGAGAGAGAGAGAGAGAGAGAGAGAGAGAGAGAGAGAGAGAGAGAGAGAGAGAGAAACCAGGAGGUAAAGAAAAAAAAUCGUUAGAAAAAAACAGAAACCACCACCACCACCAUCACUAACGACAACAAACAAAUGGAAGGCCUGGUAUUCUCACGAACAUCACCGGGCGGAGGCAGCAGCACCAGCAAUCCGGGAGGCGGGGCAGGAGGCGUCUUGAGCAUGAAUAGUAUCAGCAUGGGGAGCAGGAGCAGCAGCGCUUCUUCAGCAGAGCGCUCUCUCCUGCUGGGGGCCCUGGCGACGCACAUGGGGGUCCUAGACGCAAGGGAGAACGACGCGCAGACCAUCAUUCGCAAGUCUGAGCUGUGGGACGAGAUCACAAGGCAGUUCAACGCGCACACACUCGCACCUCGAUCCCGCCAGCAAAUUCAGACGUUGUAUAAGAACAUGAAGGCAAAGGCCCGGCGGUAUGAGGCGCGCCUGGCUGAGGUAGCGAGCGGUGUGCCUCCUCCGGACCCAGAUCCCAUAUCGGAGAUGCUGCUCGGCCUUCUUCACCAGCAGAUGCAGCACCAGCGGCGCCACCUGCAGCGUCUUGCGGUGCUGGACAACUACGGCCACACUCACACACUGCCCACCCAGUCCCCACCUGCAGAUGACACUGUUAAGCCCUUCAACGCCAAUGUGGACACGCCCAUUCUCACGCCCGAACAGGUGAUGCAGGUGUCUCUCGAGGAAGGACUCGCCACGGAGAUGGACAUGAAGGACGAACCUCAGGACACCACCGUCACGGCCUCCCCAGAGGAGCACCUUCAGAAGAGGGACGAGGAAGAGGAAGGGGAAGGAAAAGAAAGAGAAGAGCAUAAAUCGUCCUCAAAUAUUUUCCCAGAGUCGGUUUUCACUCCUCUGCGCACUGGAAUUUCUUCCAUAUCGCCUCUCCAGCAAGGUGUCGCCGUGACAGGGACAGUAGGGGCCGCCUUUCAGGAGCAGCAACAGGAAGAGCAGCAGCAGCAGCAGCAAGGGACAAUUCAGCGGACCCCUUUUUCCUGUUUUACCUCAUCGUCUUUGCGGCUGAACAACACAACUAUUCCCUGCAGCACUAACCUACAGAGCCCUUCCAAAACUCCGCUCAGUCUUCAUUUUCCAACCUCUUAUCUCUCUCACACUAGUGCCCACACACUCUCCUAUUCCAAAAGUCCUCUGGGAACCAACAGCACCGCAGAUCACUUAUCCCAAACCGCCAAGAGACAAAAGCUGGACACUUUGGGGGACGCGGGUCGCUUGAGAGGGUGUGGGGGCGGCCUGUCUACUCGUAUCUCAAAUUCCCACUGCUGCUGCCCUGACUUGCAUGCCAUCCUCGCUGCCCAAGCCGAGCAGGAACACCAACUCAGAAUGAAGGUGCUGAUGGAGGAGAGCGAGGCGGGGACCAAGGAACACGCCGUCAGGAUGAGAAUUCUCUCGUUGGAGGAAGAGGUGCUGAGGGCAAGGCUGGGGGCGGGAAGGGAGCGUGAGAGCGAAAAGGGAACAGAUGUUUCUGAGCGUGAGGCUGACGGCGUGGAUGACGGGGGUGACGAGUAGUACAAUGUGUGAUACGUGAGCAAUGUACUUAGAUUAUAAAAUUGUUCUUUUAAUAGCACUAUGAAUUAAUCUUUUUUAUUAACUAUUGUUUGUGUAACGAAGUGUGUUGAGGUGAUAAGUAUGAGUCACCUGUUAAGCAUACUUGAGACAAAAUUGUGAAAUCAUUCGUGUGUAUAUUCUUUUUUAUGUUACAAGCGACAGAACAAAUAUCAUAUAAUGUUUGCAUAUUUAUCUGAAAAAAAAGAAUGCUUAAGCGUUCAUCAAAAGAAUACACGUGUACAUUUCAGUCGUCUACACACACAAACACACACACACACACACACACACACACACACACACACACACACACACACACACACACACACACACACACACAAAUAUCACACAC
Scylla paramamosain (green mud crab) is the source of this 2562-nucleotide messenger RNA. RefSeq lists its product as uncharacterized. The transcript is spliced from 3 exons. NCBI's taxonomy places the organism in Eukaryota, Metazoa, Arthropoda, Malacostraca, Decapoda, Portunidae. The coding region runs from base 735 to 2174 and encodes 479 amino acids. The record is from RefSeq and is a predicted model, not a curated record.